UCUUUUCCCCCUUUCUCACUUCUCUUUCCCCUUUCUCACUUCUUUUCCCUUUGCUCACUUCUUUUUCCCCCUCUUUAUUUCGCCCUUCUCCCCUCGCCCGGGACGGUCCCGUUCUCGCCAGCGAACUUAUGCAACGCCGCGUCCCGGCGCUGCCGCCGGGGGUGCCCCGAGCCCCCGCCCCGCGAUGCCGGGGGGGAACCGGCCGUGCCGGGGUCUCCCCGCCCCUCCCUCCCUCCCCUCCGCGUUUAUCUCCCGCUUUUUGCCGCGGUCCCGGCGUCCCCAGCCCCGCCGCGGAUCCUCUGCCCCGGGACAGGUCCCGGCCCGCGUCCCUGUCCCUUUUUCCCUUUUAAACUCUUAUCCAUUUCUAAUUAAAACGUCCCCGUCUGCUCGCUUUUAAAUUAAUUAUACUUCCCUCCUCUGGUACCUCCUUUUGAUUCCUAAUCCAAUUAUCUUUUUAAAUAAUUGCUUUAUCUCUCCCCAUCGCCGGGCGCUGCCGCUCUCGGCGCUCGCACCCAACUCGCCUUCUCUUCGCCUCGAUCCGAACCCGCGGCCGGACCCUUACUCUCCUCUUUCCGCUCUCUCCCCAGGCGGCGCGGCCUCGCCUCGGCGCGGGGCUCAAAACCCACCUUUGGUUUCCCGAUUUUCGUUGUCGUUUCAAUUUUUUGUUAUUUUUUCAUUUUCAUUUUUUUUCCUCCUCCUCUGCUUGCGAUCGCUUGAGGACCUCGUAGCGGUGACGGCGGGACGGAACGAAAAAACUCCUUUUACGCCGAUUUUGUGCUCUGUUUUUUACUUCUUGUUGGCUUUUAUUUUUUUAAUAUUAUUAUUUGCCACUUGUUUGGGGUUUUUUUCGGAAGGGUCUUUUUGCCGGGGCUUUUUUCCCCCCUUUUUCCCCUUCCCCGCCCCACGCAUUUGGUUGUUUUUUCUUGUUACCUGCGGGACUUUGGAGGACUCGCGCCCGGCUUUUAGCAUGAUGUCUUACCUUAAACAGCCCCCUUACGGCAUGAACGGGCUGGGGCUGACGGGCCCGGCCAUGGACCUGCUUCACCCCUCCGUGGGGUACCCGGCCACCCCUCGGAAGCAGCGGCGGGAGCGCACCACCUUCACCCGCUCGCAGCUGGACGUGCUGGAGGCUCUCUUCGCCAAGACCCGCUACCCCGACAUCUUCAUGCGGGAGGAAGUCGCCCUCAAGAUCAACCUUCCCGAAUCCCGAGUCCAGGUCUGGUUCAAGAACCGUCGUGCCAAGUGCCGGCAGCAGCAGCAGAGCGGCGGCGGGGCCAAGAGCCGCCCGGCCAAAAAGAAAUCCUCGCCCGCCCGCGAGAGCUCGGGCUCGGAGAGCAGCGGGCAGUUCACGCCGCCGGCAGCCGCCUCCAGCUCGGCCUCCUCCUCCUCCUCCAGCUCUGCCUCCUCGGCCCCGACGGGCGCCCCGGCCUCCCUCAGCACUCCGGCCUCGUCCAUCUGGAGCCCCGCGUCCAUCUCCCCCGGCGCGGCCCCGGCGGGGGUGUCGGUGCCCGACCCGCUGCCGCCCGCCGCCUCCUGCAUGCAGCGCGCGGGCGCCGCGCCCGCCUCCUACCCCGUGUCCUACGGCCAGGGCGGCGGCUACGGCCAGGGCUACCCCGCGCCGCCCUCCUCCUCCUACUUCGGCGGCGUGGAUUGCGGCUCCUACCUGGCGCCCAUGCACUCCCACCACCACCCCCACCAGCUCAGCCCCAUGGGCCCCUCCUCGGUGCCCGGCCACCACCACCACCACCCGCUGAGCCAGAGCUCGGGCCACCAUCACCACCACCAUCACCACCACCACCAGGGCUACGGCGGCACCGCGCUGCCCUUCAACUCCUCCGACUGCCUGGACUACAAGGAGCCCGCCGCCGCCGCUGCCGCCUCCUGGAAGCUCAACUUCAACUCCCCCGACUGCCUCGACUACAAGGACCAGGCGUCCUGGCGCUUCCAGGUCUUGUGAGGGACCCGCGACGGUCCCCGAGCCGCCGCCCCCGGGCAGGACUCGGCUCUCCCUCCUCUUCCUCUCCGAUGCCCCGGGGGGGGGGGUCCUGCCGUCCCCAUCUCUACUGACUGAUAUUUAUUUGCUUCCUGCACCCCUCCGGCGGGUUUAUUGUAAUUAUUAUUUUUUUAAAUGCGACAGAAAAGGAGUUUAAAAAUAACAACAAACCCAAUAAAAAUAAAAAGCCUCGCGUCUCCCCUGCUGCUCCCCGGCCAGAGGCAGAGGCUGGCUCCUGCCCUGCCGGUGCCCCCCAACUUUCUGCAGGGACCUGGGUGCGGAGCCCCCGGCUCGUGGGUCCCGUACAGCCUCUUGCCGCUGGCAGCGGUGGGAACGAUGUAAAUAUUGGUCCGUUCCAGUGACCGUGGUUAUUUUCGGUUGAUGCUGUUGGGUUGGCAUUUAUCUAGAGUCUUAACAUGGAACAGAACUUCCCUAAAAACGAACCUUUCCCCGUUUUGCAUCCUCUGUCCAUCUUCGAGGGAUGC
Cuculus canorus (common cuckoo) is the source of this 2478-nucleotide messenger RNA. RefSeq names its product orthodenticle homeobox 1 (gene OTX1). The coding region runs from base 968 to 1957 and encodes 329 amino acids. Lineage: Eukaryota; Metazoa; Chordata; Aves; Cuculiformes; Cuculidae. Gene Ontology annotation, cellular component: nucleus. Gene Ontology annotation, molecular function: RNA polymerase II cis-regulatory region sequence-specific DNA binding; DNA-binding transcription factor activity, RNA polymerase II-specific. Gene Ontology annotation, biological process: regulation of transcription by RNA polymerase II; multicellular organism development. The transcript is spliced from 3 exons. The record is from RefSeq and is a predicted model, not a curated record.